AUGCCCUCGCCAGAAGGCGGUAUAUCUUCAGCAAUAAAGUCCAUCUUCUGUUGCUCUAUCCUUCGUAGAACUCAGUCCGUUGUCCCUAUAUCUUCAGAAGUAGGAUCCUCCCACGAAAACGGAGAGGAACCAUCCACCGACUUUCCGACUACACACAUAUCUCAGUCAGACCUAGAAACAUUAAUAGGCGACGAUAUAGCACCUUUUCCUGUGGACUACCCAACCACACCUGUCGAACACGCGGCUAACACCUCUCCCACCCCGCGGACUCUAGAAGACCGUCCCCGGUCUCCAAUUAUAAUCAUUCUUCCUCAAGUCCCAGAUUCUCCUGAGACACCGUCUCCACUAAUUCAACUACCCGCAAUGUUUUCUCCAACAGCGCUGUUCAGGCUCUCCCUCUGCCACGAGGAUAUAUACGCCCUAAGACAUUUACUAUCCCAGUCUCCAUCUAUGGCAGCUUACCGUUCUGUACUCCCGCAGAUUUACCAAAUUCUGCGGAGGGAUGAGGUACGUUAUUUAUUUAAUAAUGGGGAUGAUAGGGAUUACGUGGUCAUCGGCGAGAGAGUGCGAUUUUGCGAAGAAAUACUCGAAGUAGCAUAUUGGGAUGCAGACUCUGGUGGGGAAAGACGACUGGCAGGAUGGGUCGAAAGAGGGCUCGGUGGGGUUAUCGAAUCAAACCCAACCCACCAGCCCUCCCUAACGCUCCUUGGACGACUCUGGCUCCUGCGGUCCCAGGAAUACCUAAGCAAAAUCUCCGAGGAUGGAUCCAAUUCCUCUUCCUCGGGGGGUUCCUUCCCCUUUACCAAUACUGACUGGACUUCAGCCGACGAAGACCGCGAUACAGUCGAACAAGACCGAAAACGCCAGGAAGGCGUGUACGUAGAUGCUCGUACCUGUUUAUUUCCCGCCGUAGAAUUUCUAGGACGAGCAGUGGAAGCAAUGGAGGAUGGCCGUGGGGGAGUAUUAGGGGAUGUUUAUGUUUUCCAAGCAGAAGCGAAUAUGAGCCUGGGAAACGUAACCGUCAGUUCUGAGGCGCAACCGUACUUUAGAACCGCGGUCGAGGCACUGAAGAAAGCGAGUAUGAUCGAUGGAUUUAGGUUGCCGAUACAUCUUGAGAGAUACCUCCGAUCUUUCGAAUUCGUUUUGUACGACGAUUAG
Messenger RNA from Orbilia oligospora ATCC 24927, 1158 nucleotides. RefSeq lists its product as uncharacterized. The transcript is spliced from 4 exons. Bases 1 to 1158 code for a protein of 385 amino acids. NCBI's taxonomy places the organism in Eukaryota, Fungi, Ascomycota, Orbiliomycetes, Orbiliales, Orbiliaceae. The record is from RefSeq and is a predicted model, not a curated record.